CAGGAAAGUAGGCUUUUACAACGAAAGGGCAAACCGGAUGUACCUCGUGUAUCAUUUCCGCCUUUCCCGCUGGUCCAUCCUCUCACAGGAGGAGUGAGGCUACAGUCAGUUUGGAGGACCCACCGUCAUCACUCGGACAACCUAAAGUUUCGUCGGAACCGCUCGGUGUUUGUUUGGACCGCUUCUCUUCUCAACAUGACGUUUCUGAAACAGAUUUUUAACAGCGACGCUUCAACGGCUUCCGGGCGAAAAUAAAAAAAAGGAGAAGAAGAAGAAGAAGAAAAAAGCGGGGAAGUUACUUUUCGGAGGGGUCAAAGGACAAUUAUACCCAUUAACGAAAUAAUUAAAUAAAAAGCGAAUUUUCGUCGAAGAAUUUGCUUUUCGUGGAGGAGAGUCUACGUUUCGUCGUUUUUUUGGGGGGGGGAAUGGAUACGCACGUGAAGGAGGGACAACUUUAUGUGCAACACCAAAAGUUUGGAAAGAAAUGGAAGAAAAACUGGUUUGUGCUGUACCCGGCCAGCCAGAACGGCAUCGCCCGCCUGGAGUUCUACGACAGCGGAGCCGGUUCCGGCGGCGGCUCGAUCAGCGCCUCCAACGAGAAAACCAGGAAGCUGGACAAGAAGAUCAUCCGCUUGUCCGAGUGCAUCUCCAUCCUGCCUGCCCUGACCGAGAACUGCCCCAAAGACAACAUGGCGGCGAUCUGCGUGGAGACGAUCGAAAAGACUCACGUGUUCGCCGCAGAAAAGAACACUAUCAAGGACUGGAUGGACACCAUGUGUGACAUCGCGUUUCAGGGGGGAUGUGGCAGCAGCAGCAAUGCUGCAGACUCUAACGGAGGACCCAAGGACCUGCAGAUGUCGGACAACCUCAUCUACUACUCCAGAGAGGAGGUGAACGAGUUCUGGGUGUCGGUUCAGAGAAGCGAGGCAGCCGACCGCUGCGGACUCUCGGGAAACUACUGGCUGAAAGCCGAGAGCGACGUCUUGAUCCUGAAGGAGCCGAAGACCAAAAGGAACGUUCUGGUGUGGCCCUACAAGCUGCUGAGACGAUACGGGAGAGACCGGGUGAUGUUUUCCUUCGAGGCUGGCCGCCGCUGUGACUCCGGCCCCGGCACCUUCACCUUUGACACAAAGCAGGGCAACGACAUCUUCACCGUGGUGGACCAGGCCAUCCAGUCCCAGAAGGCUCUGGCCGAAGAGCGCCACCUCAGCGGCCCGUUCAACUCUGACCCUGACUGCCCUUCGUCGCUGCUGCGCAGCGCCGUCCCUGGCAGCGGCGACAGCAGCAGCAGCUGCAGCAGCCGGGAGGCGGACGGCGACUCGGGCGGCAGCAAGCCGGGUUCCGCUGACGGCGUGCUCGGGAAACGUGAGGGAGGAGACGGGGGUAGGGGACAGGCAAGUGGCGGCGUGCACAAGGGGAGGAGUUUACCUGAACUCCCCGCCAUGCUAGGUGUUUUGGGGGGCGGAACUACGCCUCCCCGUUCUCCCAGAAGCCAGAAAAGCGCGUCACUGGAAGAGCAGACGGGUCUGUAUUCAGAGCCGGCAGAUUCAGUCCGCCUGCAUCUGCAGGGCACCGACGGCCUCUAUUCUGACCCGGUGGACAGCAUCGUGGGUCAGAAGAAGACCAACGUCCCGUGCAGCCCCCCAACGGCCACCCCACGCCUCCGACCGGUCGGAGACGACGCCUCUGGAAGCGGUGGAGGUAUUCACCACCACGGAGGCAGCGGCCAGAGGAAACCACCGGACCCGUACGCUAACGUCUACGACCAAAUCAGCGCUCUGAAUCUGAACGGAGCAGCAGGAGGAAGAGCGAAGAGCAAGAGACCUCCUGGAGGCCAAGCGGAAGGGUCUUCGCUGCCCCCCGUCAUUUCCCUGGAGCACAUAUACGAUGAACCGGAGGGGUGCGCCAAAGGUGGCGGCGCACCAGGUAGCUCAAGCUUGAGUCCGUACGAGGAGGCUCGGCUGGAGUUGGACAUCCUGAAGAAACAGCCGGCGGUCCCCGACACCCCGGAACCCGAGGGGAGCUUCAGCUCCUCCUCUCAAAGACACUCCGCCCCUCAGGUGGUCCCGAGUCGUGGCACGCCUCACGCUCCUGCAGCCAAGGGACCCAAGCCGGUCACCGCCCCAAAGCCGAGCAGGAGUGCCUUUGCACGCAAGGAGCCGGUCCCACUGCCCCCUGGGAAACAUGCGCCCGUCAGCAGCAACUUCAACAACAACAACAACAUGUGGCCGUCCGCAGGAGCGGGGAAGGAGAUCUACAGCCAGGUGUCCAAACAGAAGCCUCCUCAUCUGUGGUACAACCAGAACCAACUAAGAUCUCCGGAUAUUAUUUAUGACAACUUGGGGGACAUCUAAGCAUCGUCGGGGCGGAAAGAGCUGAGCUCACUGCUUUUGUUUGGAAUAAAACAUGGAGGACGUCUCUUAGGACCAGCCUGAGCUGCACUGUGGUCGGAGUCGAGCUCGUUCACUCCUUCGGAAUUCGCUUUAACAAGCUUCGACAACAGACUGGAAAACAUGUUUUUUGUGGAACCGCAGCGUUUUACUGCUUCUCUGAAAUGUGACGCAGCGCUAAAGCCAGAAGUGACAGAAACAAUGUUUCCUGCAGACUUCAUUUUCCUCUCUUUGAGCCUGACCUUUUACCUGAAACAGGAACAUUUAUCAGGCCGGGACGCUGACACAAGACAUUGGCUUCAUUGGUGAAGCCACUAAAUAAUUGAAUAUAUCUAUAGGUAUAAAGUAGAAUUUUUUUCAGAGGAUGCAAACAAACCUUUAGGAAUCAUUGUGAGUUUCGAAAAAAAAAAGGAAGAAGGUAGUCGUUUUUAGACUAUUGAAUCAACUUCUCUGCACAUUUUUUAAAGUUUUGAAUGUCUUUGUAUAGAUAUAAACUAAUGAUGAAACUAAUCGAUCCCAACAAUGUGUUUAUGUGACAAAAAACAGCUGUGCUGUUUUGUAAAUAGAACUUACAAUAAAAUUGUCUACAGAAACUUCUCUGACGUGAAUCCAAA
Molecule: messenger RNA, 3004 nt
Organism: Oryzias melastigma (Indian medaka)
Lineage: Eukaryota; Metazoa; Chordata; Actinopteri; Beloniformes; Adrianichthyidae
Gene: dok1b
Product: docking protein 1b
Exons: 5
Coding region: 426-2354 (642 amino acids)
Biological process (GO): cell surface receptor protein tyrosine kinase signaling pathway; positive regulation of MAPK cascade
Cellular component (GO): cytoplasm
Source: RefSeq, a predicted model, not a curated record